Phoenix dactylifera (date palm) is the source of this 1236-nucleotide messenger RNA. RefSeq names its product 3-isopropylmalate dehydratase small subunit 1-like. Lineage: Eukaryota; Viridiplantae; Streptophyta; Magnoliopsida; Arecales; Arecaceae. The record is from RefSeq and is a predicted model, not a curated record.
GAGAAUCGCAUUCGCUCCCUCCCGAAUCACCAGCUCCUUACCAUGUCGAUGGCGGCGGCGGCAGUGGCGAUGGCGGCGGCACCGGCUGCGGCCGCGAAGGCCACGAAUACCUUUUUAUUUUCCCAGAAAACACACUCGCCUCUCACCCCCAAUCUCCGAUUCGCGACCCGCGCCUCCUUCCCGAAAUACCCCUACUUUUCCCGAUCUGCCCCCGAUCCCCUCCUCCUCUCCACCGCCCCCCGCUCCACUACCACCCCCUCGUCCCCCUCGCCGACCACCUACCACGGUCCCUGCUACGUCCUCGGCGACAACAUCGACACCGACCAGAUCAUCCCGGCGGAGCACCUGACCCUCGUCCCCUCCAAGCCCGACGAGUACCGCAAGCUCGGCUCCUUCGCCCUCUCCGGCCUCCCAUCCACCGCCUACCCCGUACCCUUCAUUCCCCCGGGCUCCGAUGCCACCCACUUUCCGGUCGUCAUCGCCGGCGCCAACUUCGGGUGCGGCUCCUCGCGCGAGCACGCCCCCGUCGCCCUUGGCGCCUCCGGCGUUCGCGCCGUUGUCGCCGAGUACUAUGCUCGGAUCUUCUUCCGGAACUCCGUCGCCACCGGCGAGAUCUACCCCUUGGAGUCCGAGGAGACGGGGAUCUGGAAGGAGUGUACCACCGGGGACAUCGUCACCGUCGAUCUCGCCGAGAGCCGAUUGAUCAACCAUACCACGGGGAAGGUGUACCGGUUGAAGCCGAUCGGAGACGCGGGGCCGGUGAUCGAGGCUGGGGGGAUCUUCGCCUAUGCGAGGAAGACUGGGAUGAUUGCUUCGGCAUCGACGGCUUAGAGUAAAGGUCAGUGGAACUCUGUUCAUCAGUGUCGGUAGCAGUUAUGGGACUCAGGCCAGAGCAACAUUACAUGUAGAUCUGGGUUCAUCGUUCUUCUAAUAAUUGAGGUUUCCUCUUUAAGAACAAAAUGCAGGACAUAAUUCUCUUACUGCAUCUCCUAUUGCAGACCAGUCAGUUUCUCUUGAUGAAAUAUAGCCGUCAUCUAUUUAGUCUUUAUUGCUCUACGUAACUACAUUACUCUAUUUGAGUUGCGAGAUCAGAUGGAGCCUAGGAAGGGGGAACAUGUUUUGUAUCUCGAUGUAUAAAUGAUCAGUAUAUCUUUAUGUCCACACAGUGAUGUGGAACUACAGCUUGUUUGGAUGUCUAGAGUCAGCAUUAUAUGCAGAUUUGGCUUGUUCAUGCAA